AUGUUUACUCUGUCAGGCUUAAGUGGGACAAAAAACUACAGAGUUAUUCUAUUUGCUCUGACUUUAUUGUGUUACUGUGUGAUUUGGCUGGUGAAUUUGACCAUUAUUGUGACAGUCAUUGUGGACAAAAAGCUCCAUGAGCCCAUGUAUAUCUUCAUCUGUAACCUGUGCAUCAAUGGACUCUAUGGGACAGCAGGAUUUUACCCCAAAUUCCUCCUGGACCUUCUGUCUACCGCUCAUGUCAUCUCUUAUGCCGGAUGUCUUCUGCAGGGUUUCGUGUUGCACUCUGCAGUCUGUGCUGAUUUCUCUCUUCUAGUGCUCAUGGCCUACGACAGAUAUGUGGCUAUAUGUCGGCCUCUGGUGUACCACUCUGUGAUGACUAAGCAGAGAGUUUGUGUGCUUUUGUUUUCCGCUUGGCUUACACCCUUUUUCCUGAUGCUCAUAAGCACAGUAACAACUUCAACAUCAAGGUUAUGCGGCUCACAUAUACCAAAAAUCUUCUGUGUUAAUUGGUUGAUGGGUAAACUAGCUUGUUCUUCCUCCGUAGCAAACAUUGCUGUUCCAGCUUUUAAUUAUACUUUUUAUUUUGGCCAUUGUACGUUUGUUUGUUGGUCCUAUAUAUACAUGGUCAGAACAUGCCUAAAAUCCAAAGAGAACAGGAGCAAAUUUAUGCAGACAUGUGUACCACACUUAUUCUCAUUUGUGAUUCAUUCCAUCACAGGAUUUUGUGAUAUUGCCUUGAGCCGGUACAAUAUAGAAGAAAUACACCCAUUUGUGGCUGUUAUUCUGUCACUGGAGUUUGUUGUUAUUCCUCCAGUUCUGAAUCCUCUUGUUUAUGGCCUUAAGUUACCAGAAAUUAAAAAGCACAUUUUAAAGAUGUUUACAAGACAUGGCCUAAUCAUAUAG
This is a messenger RNA of Anoplopoma fimbria (sablefish), 906 nucleotides long. Its product is annotated as olfactory receptor 4Q2-like. Gene Ontology annotation, biological process: G protein-coupled receptor signaling pathway. The transcript is spliced from 3 exons. Lineage: Eukaryota; Metazoa; Chordata; Actinopteri; Perciformes; Anoplopomatidae. Gene Ontology annotation, molecular function: G protein-coupled receptor activity; olfactory receptor activity. Bases 1 to 906 code for a protein of 301 amino acids. The record is from RefSeq and is a predicted model, not a curated record. Gene Ontology annotation, cellular component: membrane.